Molecule: messenger RNA, 942 nt
Organism: Rotaria socialis
Lineage: Eukaryota; Metazoa; Rotifera; Eurotatoria; Philodinida; Philodinidae
Source: the annotation of a GenBank genome assembly
AUGUCUGAUCUACUGGUUAGUUCUGAUGGAACUGGACAUCCUUUAGAGGAUGUCAAACGGUUUUUAAAAAGUAUAAAAAAUAUUGCAAAAGUCAAUGAAGAAUCAAAUAAUCACGAAGUUCUUGAAAUCGUCCGUGGUAAAUUCAUACAAGCAGCAGGAUUAUGGUUCGAUAAUCAUGAACAUAUUUUCAAGAAAUGGUCAGAUUUCGAAACUGCAUUUCGAAAUCGAUAUUUUUCGACCACAAUUAUUCACAAAAAAUUCGCUAAAUUAAAACAACGAACACACUUAUCAGACGAACCAGCUACAUCUUAUACUGAUGAUAUAAUCAAUCUAUGUCGAGAUAUUGAUCCAACGAUGUCCGACUCAAUCAUUAUCCAAUACCUUAUGAGUGGAAUCAAUCCAGAAUUUAGAAAAGAACUUUCUCGACAUCAGUCAUGCAUGAAUUCAUUAGAUGAAUUUUUAAAAUAUACCAAAAUUCAACAAGAUCUAUAUGAUACAUUCGAGAAAACUCGUCAAUUAGCCAUUGUGACAACCCUGGUUGAACCCAUUGAGUCAAAACAAUCUCAAUUUACAAAUUAUCAUUCUCCGAAUCCGUCAGUUGCAACUACAAUAAAACAACCAACAAAUCAACAGUACUACACACAGUACCAUGAUAAUUCAACAGAGAGCUCCAUGAAGAAAUGGAACUCGUUUCCUCAACAUCAAUACCAAUCAAGAAUAUCAACAAAUAAAGCUUCACAACCACAUGAAUACAACUCAUAUUUUAAGACAGCAUAUUUUAUUCAGCAAUCAGUACCAAAUUCCAGAUUCAAUAACUGCCGAAUAUGUGGUCGUAAUAAUCAUCGUACAAUUGAUUGUUUUAGUAAAUGCACGACAGGAUGUUUUAAAUGUGGUGGAAGCCACCAUUUUCGUCAAUGUCCAAUGCUUCAAAAUUUUCAAUAA